AUCUUUCCUAUUUAUGGCACACAAUUCCUCCCAUUGAAUGCACAACAGUCAUUCAUAACACACAAUUAUAGCGCCGACAUUGACAUAAUGGCUGGUGUUAUGCGAAACGAGGGCUCAAUGUUGGGUCACAUGGAGUACCCAAAGAGUGAUUCCCUGAAAACCAAAGAGGACUUCAAGAGUUUGAUCAAAGCAGUGACCAUCCCAGACCUGGAUGUUGAGAAAAUCACCGCAUUUUACUUGACGGAUGUGGUCGCCAACUCAACCAAUGGCACUAAACAUGCCUUUUGGGAGUUCUUCGGCGACAUAGCCAUCACUUGUCCCACAUAUCUGUUCGCCAAAGAGUUUGCCCAGAAUUCGCCCAAAAAUAAUGUCUACUUCUAUGAGUGGACUCAUCCCUCAUCACUAUUGAGUCCACUAAUGGGCUGUUCCCAGGAAAUGGGUGUCUGUCACGCGGCCGACAUUGAGAUAGUGUUCGGAAUGUCUGUUUUGGUCCAUUCAAAGGACGCAGACUUCAGUAAAUCAGUUAUGCAAAUGUGGACCAACUUUGCUAAGAAUGGUAAACCAAUGGAUGGCACGUCCUAUAAGUGGCCGCGACUUAUAGAGUCCGGUGUUGUGAGUCCGGUGACCAAAAUAAAGGAAAUAAAUCCCACAAAACCGGACACUAUAUUAGAUAAUUUCUUUGAGAAAACU
This is a messenger RNA of Oppiella nova, 690 nucleotides long. The record is from the annotation of a GenBank genome assembly. NCBI's taxonomy places the organism in Eukaryota, Metazoa, Arthropoda, Arachnida, Sarcoptiformes, Oppiidae.